AUGGGUCUCCUGACGCAGUUCACUCUGCUCCUGUGGAAGAACUUCACUCUACGGAAGAGACAAAAGGUGCGACUGGUCAUUGAAAUACUGUGGCCUCUGUUUCUCUUCUUCAUACUGGUGGGGGUGCGGACCACUACGCAACCAAUUUACAAAGGCCAAUGUCACUACCCUAAUAAAGCCAUGCCAUCAGCUGGUGUGAUUCCCUGGAUUCAGGGUAUGGUGUGCAACCUUGAAAAUCCCUGUUUGCCUUAUCCAACUCCAGGAGAGACACCAGGCCAAGUGAAUAACUUCGACAACUCCAUAAUUUCUGGGAUGUUGAUAGAGCUGCAAACUUCCCUGGUGGACAAAUCUAUUCUCAGCAGGGCCCAGCUGCUAGCAAAUGGUGUUGACCAGUGGGCUUCAAUUUUGUCACAGCCUAACUCCGCUAAUGUCAUCCUGAGGAAUAUUCUACGAGACAAUGAAACUUUCUCCACACAUCUGAAACAAAAUUUAUCGGUGCCAACAGCAGUGGCUGAAAGCCUCAUGAAUGCCCGGAUUCAGGUCAAUCCAAUGAUGGGCAUCCCGAGGCCAGACAGCCUGAGGAGCAUCCUGUGUGAGGGGACAGAUCUGGAUCAGUAUGUCCAAUUUAGAAGCCAAGCUGAAAAGAAGGCUUUUCAGAAUGUCAGCUGCUUCCUGACUCCACAGCAGCUGAUUAACACCCAGCAAGUACUCCUGCAAAACCUGGAUGCAAGGAAAGUGCUCUUUGAGCUUCCAGCAGCUUUGAACCUGAAUGCAGCAGAUGCGGCGACGCUGAUAAGAAAAACCACUGCAAAUGCUUUACCGCUGAUUGAGGAGGUGGCCAGGUUGCAGAACUCCACGGCCUUUAAGGCUGCUAGUUCACUGAAUUUCCAAGGCGACCUGAUUGGCAGUAUCAAUAGGUUUCUGUGUGGAAAGCAGCCUGACUCCAAUUCCACCAAUAUGACCCUCAGUUUACUCUCACCUAGACAGAUGGCUAACAAGACGUCAAUUUCCAUUACGGGCAACAGUUCAGAUGCUUUUUGUCAGACUCUUGUCGACACCCUGGAGAGCACACCUGGUCUGCGCUACAUUUGGAGCACCUUCAAGCCAUUAUUGCAGGGGAAAGUCCUCUACACACCUGAUACACCUGCUGCUCGUCUCCUGGUGAAAGAAGCAAAUAGGACCUUUAACGCCUUGGCUAUGUUAAGGGAGCUGGCUGACUCUUGGGAUGAACUCGGACCACGUGUUUGGGAUUUUCUGCAAAAUAGCUCACAAGUCAAUACAAUACGGGCUCUGCUGUCGAAUCCUGUGUUUGCUGGUACCCUCAAGGCGCCUCUCAAUGGCACAGGGUGGACACCUGAGCUGCUGGCCAACUUCCUGUACAACGGGCCUCCGGAAGAUCGUCCACCCGGCAUGCCACCCACUGACUGGCGGAACGUCUACAACUCCACCUCGGAAAUGCUGAAGCUUCUCUCCACUUUCUUGCGUUGUUUGGAUCUGGACAAGUUUGAGGCGGCCUCCACUGAAGGCCAACUGGUGAAUAGAGCGCUGGAUCUUUUGAGAAAUGGUACGUUCUGGGCCGGGAUUGUCUUUGAAAACCUCCAGCUGAACUCCAGCCUCCCACCUCCUUAUGUCAAGUACAAAAUCCGCAUGGAUGUUGAUGAAGUAGAAAGUACCAGGACAGCAAGGAGAAGGUCAUGGUCUCCUGGAGCCAGAGACAACCCCUUUAACGACCUGCGCUAUAUAUGGGGAGGCUUCGCCUACCUGCAGGAUAUGAUUGACCAUGGCAUUAUACGGGCGCACACCUCAAAAACCCAACCACUGGGAGUUUUUGCCCAGCAAAUGCCGUAUCCUUGCUAUGUGGAUGACGCGUUCCUCCGUUCGCUGGGAAGCUCCCUCCCCUUAUACAUGACUUUAGCCUGGAUCUACUCUGUCGCCAUGAUCAUUAAGGGUAUCGUCGCAGAGAAAGAAGCCAGGCUUAAGGAGACAAUGAGGAUCAUGGGCUUGAGAAGCGACAUCUAUUGGCUGAGCUGGGCAGUUUCCAGUGUGCUGCUGCUGGCUGUCAGCUCUCUCCUCCUUACCCUUAUACUCAAGUACGGCAAAAUCCUCCAAUACAGCGACCCCUCUGUGAUCUUUGUCUUCCUCCUGGUGUUCUGCGUGGCCACCAUCUCUCAGUGCUUCUUCAUUAGCAUCUUCUUCUCUAAGGCCAACUUAGCAGCGGCGUGCGGUGGCCUCAUCUACUUUGUCCUCUACCUGCCGCACGUCCUCUGCUACGCCUGGAGGGACGUGAUGGGUUUCGGGGCCAAGGUUGCUGUGAGUUUAUUGUCAUGUGUGGCAUUUGGAUACGGCUGCGAGAACUUUUCUAAAUUCGAGGAGCAAGGCGUCGGUAUUCAGUGGCGCAACAUCGCCAAGAGUCCAGAAGAUGGGGGACGCUACACCUUCAUCACAUCCAUCAUCAUGAUGCUUAUUGAUGCUCUUUUAUACUGGGUGCUCACUUGGUACAUUGAAAAUGUCUUUCCAGGUCAAUAUGGAAUCCCUAAGCCAUGGUACUUCCCUUUUACUGCAUCUUAUUGGCGUGGAACGGCACGCGUGAUUGAUGAUAAGCCCAGUUUGCUGACAGACUCCAACGUACACAACGAGCAUAUGGAGAAACCGCCACCUAAUAUGACAGCAGGCGUCUCAAUCCAGAAUCUUGUCAAAAUCUACAAGACUGGAAAGAAGCUCGCCGUGGACGGACUGAGCGUGGACUUCUACGAGAACCAGAUCACAUCAUUUCUUGGCCACAAUGGAGCUGGAAAAACAACCACAAUGUCUAUUCUGACUGGACUGUUUCCACCUACAUCGGGAACGGCUCUCAUCAAUGGCUACGACAUUCGCACUGACAUGGACAGUAUCCGGACGUACUUGGGAAUGUGUCCGCAGCAUAAUGUCUUAUUCAAUGAGCUGACAGUGGAAGAGCACAUUUACUUCUACGCCCGGCUCAAAGGACGCAGUCGCCAAGAGGUUAAAACUGAGAUGGAUCAGAUGAUUAAGGACGUCGGUUUGCCACACAAACGGAAAGAACUUGCCAAGAACCUGUCGGGUGGCAUGCAGAGAAAGCUGUCCGUGGCCAUCGCGUUCGUGGGUGGCUCGAAAAUCAUCAUCUUAGAUGAACCUACAGCAGGAGUGGACCCCUAUGCCCGCAGGGGUAUCUGGGAACUGCUGUUAAAGUACAAACAAGGCCGCACCAUCAUUCUGUCCACGCACCACAUGGACGAGGCAGACAUCUUAGGAGAUCGCAUUGCCAUCAUCUCCCACGGCAAGAUGCGUUGCUGCGGCUCCUCCAUCUUCCUGAAGAAAUGCUUCGGCAGUGGCUACUACCUCACUCUGGUCAGAGACGGGAGUGGAAAGAUGACAGCUCAGCGUAACGGCAUCAUCGGUCAGGCCAAAGGGGGAAAGAAACAAAUGAACAAGAUCCACCGGUGCCAGCAGGGCGAGAGCGAUUACCAUUUGUCUGCCGAGUCUUCGAGCCCUCUGUGCCGGCUGUUCAGCUUCAGCUCUUUCCCCGUCUUUAGAAGUUGUUUUGGCAUAAUUUUUGUGACUUUCCAUCCAGCAAAUUUGUCAGCAGUGGGUCAGCUCGUGCAAACACACGUCCCUGAGGCAAUCUUCCUGGAAAGCAUCGGUCAGGAGAUCACCUACAUCCUGCCCUACGGAAGAGCUAAAGAUGGGACCUUUGGCACGCUCUUCCGAGAGCUCGACCGAGCCAUGGCCGACCUUGGCCUCACCAGCUAUGGCAUCUCGGACACCACCCUGGAGGAGAUAUUCCUUAAAGUGGCGGAGGACACUGGAGUGGAUGCAGAUAUACCACCGACAAAGGAGCUGUUUGUGAGAGACAGCAAAAGAAGGUCCCGCGAAGCCAAGAGGAACAGCAUUGCCAGCGUCCACUCAAAAACUGAGCAAACCACCGGGAAGAAAAAGUUCACAAGUAAAGUUGAAGACAUAAGGAAGAGCCCCAGUGACAGCGGGAGGGGAUCCGCGGUCAUCACCGGAUGGAAGCUGAUCAGACAGCAGUUCCUGGCGCUCUUUAUUAAGCGCUUCCACCACGCCCGAAGGAGCCGCAAAGGACUCAUUGCCCAGGUGGUCUUGCCUGCUUUUUUUGUCUGCCUGUCUCUGAUCUUCUCCCUCAUCGUCCCGCCGUUCACCGAAUUUCCACCCCUGGAGCUCCAGCCCUGGAUGUAUGGCCUGCCUCAAACCACCUUCUAUAGCAACGAUGGGCCAGGAAAUACGGAGGUGUCCCAGGUGGUGGAAAGCUUGUUGAACAAGCCUGGCUUUGGGACACGCUGCAUGAAAGGAGACCCUAUACCGAAUCUACCUUGUUCCUCCACGGGGUCUGAUUGGUUCACUCCCUCCGUGGAUCAGUCAGUCGCUGACAUCUUUCUGAAUGGAAACUGGAGCAUGUCUAACCCCUCCCCCGGCUGCGAGUGCAGCACUCCUAAACGGACAAUGAUGUUGCCCGACUGCCCGCCCGGUGCGGGCGGCCUUCCUCCGCCACAGAGGAUACAGAACACGACAGACACCUUGCUGAAUUUAACCGGACGGAAUAUGACGGACUUCCUGGUCAAGACUUUUGAGAAGUCUGGUAAAACAAGGUACGGAGGGAUCUCCGUCGGAGCAAUCAACUCUCAAGUUCGUUUGACGGAGGCAGCAAUCACGGAUACAUUCAGAGAUCUAAAAGGCCUAUUCAGUUCAGCUCAGGAUAACGUGACUGAUCAGAUCUACCAAAGCGCUGAGACGCUGCUCAAGAACCUGGGAACCAGGGACAACGUCAAGGUGUGGUUCUACAACCAGCUGCGGCACGCCGUGGCGUCCUUCUUUAGCGUGGCCAACAACGGCAUCCUGAGAGGAAAUCUGCCAGCGGGACAGGACCCGCGCCAGUACGGCAUCUCCGUCACCAAUCACCCCCUCAACCUCAGCAAAGAGGAGCUCGCCAGUGCGGCCAUGGCCACAACCUCCACUGACGUUGUGGUGUCCAUCUGCGUUAUCUUUGCCAUGUCCUUCAUCCCUGCCAGCUUUGUCCUCUUCCUAAUCCAAGAGAGGGUGAACAAAGCCAAGCAUCUGCAAUUUGUCAGUGGAGUAAACCCAGCUGUCUACUGGUUGGCCAAUUUUGCCUGGGACAUGUGUAACUACAUCGUCCCCUGCUUCAUCGUGAUUGUGAUCUUCCUCGCCUUCCAACAAAAAGCCUAUGUUUCCCCUCCUAACCUGCCGGCUUUGAUUCUCUUGCUUUUUUUUUAUGGCUGGGCUAUCACGCCCAUGAUGUACCCGUUCUCCUUCAUCUUCAGCGUGCCCAGCACAGCUUACGUGGUGCUGACCUGCAUCAACCUCUUCAUUGGUAUUAACAGCAGCGUGGCCACCUUUAUCAUGGAGCUCUUCAAUGAUGAUAAUAUCACCCAUAUCAACAACAUAGUGAAGCAGGUGCUGCUGAUAUUCCCACACUUCUGUCUGGGCAGAGGGCUGAUUGACAUGGCCAAGAACCAGGCAACGGCCACACUCUUCAGCAACUUUGGGGAGGACCGUUUCAAGAACCCGCUGAGCUGGGAAAUGGUGGGAAAGAACCUUUGUGCCAUGUCCAUCCAGGGAAUUGUCAUGUUUGCUGUUACAAUCCUCAUCCAGUAUAAAUUCUUCUGCAAACCAAGACUUAUUUCAGGGAAGUGGCUGCCUGCAGAGGAAGAGGAUAUCGAUGUUGCCAGGGAACGAAGGCGGGUGUAUGAAGGCGAAGCCCAGAGCAACCUUCUGAGGAUCUGUGACCUCACUAAGGUAUACCCUCGGAAGAGCACCCCUGCUGUGGACAGGCUAUGUGUGGGCGUUCCUGCCGCAGAGUGUUUCGGCUUGCUGGGAAUCAACGGAGCUGGAAAAACCACCACGUUCAAGAUGCUGACAGGAGACAUCCCAGUCUCCAGUGGAGAGGCCUUCCUAAAUGGAUACAGCAUCCGAACUGAGAUGAGGUCCGUUCACCAGAACAUGGGCUAUUGCCCCCAGUUUGAUGCUCUCGAUGAGCUGCUGACUGGACGAGAGCAUCUGGAAUUUUACGCCCGGCUACGAGGGGUACCGGCAAGCGAGGUCGCCAUGGUGGCUGAGUGGGGGGUCCAGAAGUUGGGGCUAGCCAAAUAUUCCAACAAAUCAGCAGGAACCUACAGCGGCGGGAACAAGCGCAAACUUUCUACAGCGAUAGCCCUGAUCGGCUGUCCUCCAGUGAUUUUUCUGGAUGAGCCGACCACCGGGAUGGACCCCAAAGCCCGACGCUUCCUGUGGGACUGCAUCCUGAGCGUCAUCAGAGAGGGACGCUCAGUCGUUCUCACAUCACACAGCAUGGAGGAGUGUGAAGCGUUGUGCACACGCAUGGCCAUCAUGGUAAAUGGUCGCUUCAAGUGCCUCGGGAGCAUCCAGCAUCUGAAGAGCAGAUUUGGUGAUGGCUACACUGUGAUUGUGAGGGUCGGUGGCUCUCCGCCCGCACUGAAGCCAGUUGAGGACUUCGUCCAGAAGACCUUUCCGGGCAGCGUUCUCAAAGAGAAGCAUCACAACACAUUGCAGUAUCAGUUCCCACACGCACAGGGAGCUUUGGCCAAUAUCUUCAGCCAGUUCACCAGGCAUCAGCGGAGGCUGCGUGUGGAGGACUACUCGGUGUCCCAGACAACUUUGGAUCAGGUCUUUGUGAAUUUUGCGAGGCAGCAGCACGAUGAAGAGGACUCUGAGGCCUAUAGCAACCCGGUGGACGUUUCAGACGAGCUGCCAUUGGGGAAUCUGAGGACCUCCCAAGGAGCAGAAAAGGUGUAAAGCGCACGAGAAAAGAACCGCAUCUACAGUCGUCCAGCGAUAUGCCUUUAAAAUAAGGGAAUCUGCAGUAUUUGCACUGGCAAACAAAUGAGUUCCUAACCUAAUUUAGCUUUAAUUACUAAAUAAUUAUUAUUACUAAAUAUAGCAUGCCCCUGCUUUCAGGGUUUAUCAGCAGGCUUGCAAAGUUUGCAAUUAUUCAUGAUGUUUUCCAUAACUGUCCCUCGCCAAGCCAGUUUUUUAACUCAUUUACAAAUGCCUGAUUUUGUAGCCUUCCUUUCAUUCUGACACCGUAAAUAGUUGGUUACAGUGAAUGCUACUGCAAAGUUUGUGGAGUUUUCUAGAACUCCCUGGUUUGACACAAGAAGGGCGGGUUACUGCACUAAAAUCGUGACGUAUUCAACUCGAUUAUCCAAAUUCUUCAAAAUGCAGAGUCAAUCAAUUUACAUUUAAAAUAAAAUAAUUCUUUUUCUUUUUUACCACACAGGCUGAUUUCCAUUUGACAAAAACCAACUUUAAGAGCAAAGCCUGACAAAAAUGACUUAAUAAGAUUGUAGGUGCGAGUGCAGGAAAUGCUGUAUUUCACAAAGGUUAAACAACUGAAAUAACACCACUUUGGUUUUGUUUGCACAUUUAUUGUAGAUCAUUCCACCACAUCUCCCUCUGUGCUUCCCCUAGCAUCACAAAUUGCACAGCACUACCUCAGCCUUGACCUUCAGAUUGACUGAUGCUUUAGACUCCUAUCAUUUGUUUACGUUUGCUGCUGAUUGAACAAAGAUAAAUCAACUCAAAAAGUCUAAAGCAGCAGUUAGUUUCAGGCUGCCAUCCCAGCUGCUGAUAGGCACUCCAGUGAUAAAUAACUACUCUGCCACAUCUAUUGGCUUUGUAUCUGAAGGAGCCUACAAUUAGCUGUAGAUGGUGUUCAAUAACAAGCACUGAGUUUGCAGCAGUGGCUGUCAAACAUGUUGCGCCUGCAAGAAAGGUGCUAAAUGUUUGCACCGGCCAAAGCUUGCAGGGCUUUAUCUCUAUUAUAUGUAGGCAUCAGGAAUGUAAUCGAGCGCACGUCAAAUGUUUCAUGAGAUUUAGUAAUGAAUGUAUGAGCAAAAACAUAUUUUUAUUUAUAUUUUGUUAGCUUAUAAGGCCUUAAAUUUUAAGAUCCUUCUGCUCUAUUUUUCUUGUAAUAAUGUGUCACAUGAAAUGCUGGCUUUGGCAUAGUGCACCUUCUACAUAAGUAGUUAUGCCUCUGAAGAUGUGGUCAUAAUCUUAAUCACACAUAAUCCUGUUUUCUUUUUAUACUUUAAGUUGCAUUGAUCAGAUACGGGUACCUAGCUAGCUAAGCUUGUUAGCUUCCUUCUUAGCCACGGACGCAAUGCUUUGUUACUCAAAGCUAACUUGCUAUACUUGCUAGAGUUUUAGCCAUAGCUAAAUACCAGAUGUGAUGACACAUGGGUGAAUCUAAGACAUCUAUUGUAGGACACAGCAUAAGCACAAAGGAAACUGAGAUAGAUUUUCUUAUUUUUAUAUAGUAUAUAUAUAUACCAAAAUUUGCAUAAAAACUAGCAUAAACUCAGGACUUCACGGAGUUCAAGUGAGAAACAGGAUCAUGUUUGUCCUUUUCUAGACUUCUGUACACUUGUUCCUUUUUUGCAACUCGAGGAGUCACCCCUUGCUGGUCGCUGGAAGAGAUUUGCAAAAUCCAUCUUCUAAAUACAGUCUAUGUUAUUGCUCAUUCCUUUAGCAUGUAAAGCCUUUGUUUGGUCUGGAAAAUAGCUGAUUGCGUUACUUAAAUUUUCAGCUACCUAUGGUGUCAAGAAUGCGUAAAAACUACAGAAAUAUAUUUUUUAAUGUAUUUUUUUUUAAAGUUAUUACAACAUACAAUUAAAUUGUACCGACAUAUGUAAACUUUGGGCAAACUGUACACCUUAUACUCCAAUUCCAAAGUAAAGGUUAACUCAGGAAGGUUUUAUGUGCAAUACUUACAUGCUUAUACAGAGAGUGACAUUUAGUUCUGUGUCUUUUACUGUAUGUACUGUGCGACAUCAAGAGGUUAUGUCACUGUCUCGCGCAGCUUGUGCUCGCAUUACGUUGCGCUUUUGUGUUCAGGAUGUAAAUAAGUCCACACUUCACUCCUCACAGGCUUUCUUGUUUGCUUUCAGAGCCUGACAUAAUUUGUAUGCUUUGCUAAGUCCUCACAUUACUAUCAUGCCCGUUGCAAAAAUAAUGAAUCCUGUUUGCACUGAAUAUUGCUCUAUGCCAAGACAAGUGAUUAAACAUUUGCACAAACUGUAA
Neolamprologus brichardi is the source of this 9093-nucleotide messenger RNA. The record is from RefSeq and is a predicted model, not a curated record. NCBI's taxonomy places the organism in Eukaryota, Metazoa, Chordata, Actinopteri, Cichliformes, Cichlidae.